Mugil cephalus (flathead mullet) is the source of this 1844-nucleotide messenger RNA. RefSeq names its product sideroflexin 4 (gene sfxn4). The record is from RefSeq and is a predicted model, not a curated record. Gene Ontology annotation, cellular component: mitochondrial inner membrane. The transcript is spliced from 14 exons. Gene Ontology annotation, molecular function: monoatomic ion transmembrane transporter activity. NCBI's taxonomy places the organism in Eukaryota, Metazoa, Chordata, Actinopteri, Mugiliformes, Mugilidae. Gene Ontology annotation, biological process: mitochondrial transmembrane transport; monoatomic ion transport. The coding region runs from base 131 to 1078 and encodes 315 amino acids.
CUCCUAAAUAGAACUUGACCUCAGAAGCAUGGGUGGCUGACAGCGUACAGUGAAUGGGCGAUACAGGCUCGUAGGAUUAUGUGCUGUGCGGUGUUGUUGGACGGGACUUGAUUUCUUCUUCUUUGCUCUCAUGGAUCCUUAUCUGUUGUUCUGGAGGUCACGGGACCAGUCUUUCUUCAGUCGAGUGAAGACCUGGUUUGAUCUCCUGGAACCCUCCAACCUGCUCGCCUCUAAUCCCGAAAUACAGAAUGCGCACUCUCGCCUCACAAGUGGAGAGACACUCAACAAGAAGGAUGACUCUGAUCUGAUGCUCUCACUUGCGUCCGUCCACGCUGACUCUGGCACCGUUAUUCCGUUAAUUUUCCGCCCUCCAGCGUUAUUUCCAAUAGCAGGACCAGUGGUUGUCGCCAGCUUUUUACCACAUACACAAGUCAAAAUUGCUCUGUUCUGGCAGUUUCUGCUGCAGAGUUACAGCGCUGGGUUCAACUAUACACACAGAAAUACCUCAGCGGAGCAGCGGGGUAAGAAGUUGCCUAUGAAGGAGCUGCUGUUGAUCGCUGGGACAGUUUCAUACACGACGUGUGCAGGCGCCCUUCCUCAGAUCCUCGUUAACCGGCUGGGUGUAAGAAGCCCACCAGCCCAGAUUUUCUUGAGGUCAUGGUUACCGAUCCCACUCUCAGCUGCCUUGGCCUUCUUCAACGUGUUAACCGUGAGGAGCGACGAGGCGGACGCCGGGAUCCAAGUGUUCGACUACAGUGGGAAACCUGUCGGCAUCUCGAAAGCGGCGGGAGAAAAGGCCGUGAGGGAAACUGCGAUAUCACGAGCUUUGCUGCUCGGUGUGACCGCUGCUCUUCCUUAUAUGCUGGUUUCGCUUUUAGAAAGAACAAGAUUUUUCCAGAGGAACUCUCUGCUCGUCGCUCCCGUCCGUAACGUCAGCGGCGUGUUCGUCUUCGCCCUGAUGCUUCCCGUCUCGCUCGGCCUCUUCCCACAGCUGGGAACGAUAAAGAGGGAGAUGCUGGAGAAGGAGCUGCAGGCCGCGACCGUCAGCACAAAGUUGUUCUACCACAGAGGAGUGUGAGGAGCAGCUUCAGCUCAUCAUCGUCGUCAGAAAAACACAACGCGUGGAACAGACUCGAAAGACGAAUGAAGAGUUCGUGUGGAAUAUUUUUUAGAAACGAAGCAACACGCAGCUUUUUGGUAGUAAAUUUAUUUAACUUGAACAUUAGCUGUAUUUGUUGAUAAUAGCAAAUAUUACACCAAUUCAUGAAAAUACAUUUAGUUUCCAAAGAUACACCAACAUUUCUUCGUGUUACACUCGCCGUCUUAUCUGAAAUACUGAGGCACAAAACCAUCUGUUUGGCAACGUGGUUUUACUCAACUGUAACACAACGCUGAUAAUCAAUAAAAAAAAAGAACAAAACCUGAUCAGUGAGACAAGUAAUACAACAGAAAUCAAUGACAAUGCGUCAAUUAUUAUUAUUUCAUGACUGAUUAGGGACAUUUUUAUAAACCUCUUCUUGAAAAAUCCUCCCAGCACAAAACAGUUUGCUUGUAUUUUAGUUGUGUGUGUGUGUGUGUGUGUGGCACUAAUGUUGUUAUAAAAAAAACCUAAAUAUGAUAAAUUCGAACCUGUUGCGAAACUUCUUGCUGCAAUUGUGACCGGAUAACCACAGAGAAGCAGCUCCUAUAAACUAACUUGAUUAUAAUAAGUGCUCUUCACGUCCGGGUUGUUUCAGCUGUGCUGGCUGCAAGAAAACCCAAACAAAAACAUCUGGAAUCGGACUCUUUACGAUGAGAAAUGAACAAGGUCUGUGGUGGAAGCUUUACAGAGGUCUCCAGCUGGG